Messenger RNA from Magnolia sinica, 760 nucleotides. RefSeq names its product histone H2A. The transcript is spliced from 2 exons. The record is from RefSeq and is a predicted model, not a curated record. Bases 80 to 532 code for a protein of 150 amino acids. Gene Ontology annotation, molecular function: protein heterodimerization activity; DNA binding; structural constituent of chromatin. Lineage: Eukaryota; Viridiplantae; Streptophyta; Magnoliopsida; Magnoliales; Magnoliaceae. Gene Ontology annotation, cellular component: nucleosome.
UCUCCCCCAAUCCGCUCCCACUGCUUCUCAUAUCUUCAUAUCGGCGAGAUAUUGAGCUCGAAAAAUUCACGAGAAAGAGAUGGAGUCGACCGGAAAGGUGAAGAAAGGCGCCGGUGGAAGGAAAGGAGGCGGUCCGAAGAAGAAGCCGGUCUCCAGAUCGGUCAAGGCCGGUCUGCAGUUCCCGGUCGGUAGGAUCGGUCGUUAUUUGAAGAAGGGCCGAUAUUCUCAGCGUGUCGGGACCGGUGCGCCGGUUUAUCUCGCGGCUGUGCUGGAAUAUCUUGCAGCUGAGGUUCUUGAAUUGGCUGGGAAUGCAGCACGUGACAACAAAAAGAACAGAAUCAUCCCUCGGCAUGUACUCUUAGCUGUGAGGAAUGAUGAAGAGCUUGGAAAGCUUUUGCAUGGUGUGACAAUUGCUCAUGGAGGAGUUCUUCCCAACAUCAACCCAGUUCUUCUUCCAAAGAAAACUGCAGAGAAGGCUGCCAAAGAGCCCAAGUCUCCUACCAAGGCUGUCAAAUCUCCAAAGAAGGCUUGAUUUGAAUCCCUUCUUCAAGCCUCUUUUGUGUCCAUCUCUGCUCUUCUUCUUCUUCUUCUACUUGUAUGUUACUACUGCUCUGGGUCCCAGUCAAGAGGGUUUGAUGUGGGGAGGAGAUGGAAUUGAAGAUUUGAAGAGAAAUUGUACUUGUUUUCUUCAUUUCAUUUCCUUUUCUUUUGUUGUGUUGAUGUAGGUUAGAGAUUUGAAUGACACUACCUCUUUUUUUUU